CCCUGCGAGCAACAUGGACCAAAGCGUGGUGGAUCACCCGGUGACCCUCAUCAUCAAGGCCCCCAACCAGAAGUACACCGACCAGACCAUUAACUGCUUUCUGGACUGGACUGUGGGCAAGCUAAAAUCUCACCUCUCUAAAGUCUACCCCAGUAAGCCGUCUACAAAGGAUCAGAGACUGGUGUAUUCUGGCAGACUGCUUCCUGAUCAUCUGCAGCUGAAAGAUGUUCUCAGAAAACAAGAUGAAUAUCAUAUGGUUCAUCUGGUAUGUACUUCCCGGACACCCCCAAGUUCUCCAAAACCCAGCACCAGUAGAGAAGGUCACGGAGCUUCAACCUCCAGCAGUAGCUCAAAUUUAGACCGUUCUGGAUCAACUGCUGCCUCACCCACAAACCAAGAAACUUCACCUACAUCUCUGAACGCUAGUGCAGAUGGAGUGAGGCGUCGUAAUCUUCCACAAGCACAAAGCAAUCCCAUACCAAGCCACCAGUUCCCUUAUUUAAUGCAAAGCAAUAUAGGCAACCAAUUUCCAGGCCAAGGUGUUCCUGCUGGAUUUUCCAUGUAUCCUGCAUUCAGUCCCUUACAGAUGAUCUGGUGGCAACAGAUGUAUGCACGUCAGUACUACAUGCAAUACCAAGCUGCUGUUUCAGCCCAGGUGACUUCCAGCACCGAGCCAGUGAGAUCUGCAGUUGCCCAGGCUGUAAAUUCAGAACAUGCUCCUCCAAAUGAGCCUGCAGCAGCACCAAAUGUAGCUGUCCAGGAGAACAGGCCUGUAAACCCAAAUGUUCAGAUGAACGCACAGGGUGGCCCGGUAGUGAAUGAGGAGGACUUCAACCGGGACUGGCUGGACUGGAUGUACACAUUCUCUAGAGCAGCAAUUCUUCUAAGCAUUGUAUACUUCUAUUCUUCCUUCAGUCGAUUUGUCAUGGUAAUGGGAGCCAUGCUGCUGGUUUAUUUACACCAAGCUGGAUGGUUCCCCUUUAGGCAAGAGGGAGGCCAGCAGCAGGCAGCCAAUAACGUAGAAGUGAACCGUGAUGGGCAACAUGCAAAUAAUCCUGAUCUUGAAGAGAUGGAACGACUUAUGGACGAUGGCAUUGAUGAAGACAGCGGAGAAGAUACAGGUGAAGAUGCCAACACAGAGCAGCAGCCUGGAUUCAUGGCUUCUGCUUGGUCCUUUAUCACAGCCUUCUUCACAUCACUUAUCCCUGAAGGGCCUCCACAGGUUGGCAAUUAAAGUGGAAAAGGAACUGUGUCAGGCAGCCUCAGUAGCCAUACAUAGAAGUGGAGCAGAUUCUAGAGAGUGUUUUAAAUACAGUGCAAUUUCUGGAAAUUUAUAAUGUUAUCUUUUUUGAUCACAAUGUACAAAAAUGUGUAUUUUUUUCUUUCGGCUUUCUCAUGCGUUGAGUAUUUUAAGCACAAGUGGACUACUAAAUGCUUUCUUUAAGAUUCUUCUUUUUCUGAAGAAUAAAAUGUAAAGAUACUGGUCUUCCAUGUUUUAUUUUAAUUUCAAGUGUGUAUUAUACUGAGGCAAAAAGCUUGCACUUCGUCGCACCAUUACCUCUUUAAAGAGCUGUUAAAAAUACGAAUGUUGACAUACCUUUCUGAAUGCUAUCAAUUAAUCUGAAUAAUAUAUCUUGUGUUAGUUUUAUGCAGGGUAUGAAUUAUCACCUGGGAUUUGGAGUUUGUAUCAUUCCUGAAAGAAUGCUUUAAACACAAGGAUUACUUGUUAAUGGCGU
This is a messenger RNA of Cariama cristata (Red-legged seriema), 1736 nucleotides long. RefSeq names its product HERPUD family member 2 (gene HERPUD2). NCBI's taxonomy places the organism in Eukaryota, Metazoa, Chordata, Aves, Cariamiformes, Cariamidae. The record is from RefSeq and is a predicted model, not a curated record. Gene Ontology annotation, biological process: endoplasmic reticulum unfolded protein response. The transcript is spliced from 8 exons. Gene Ontology annotation, molecular function: protein binding. Bases 14 to 1234 code for a protein of 406 amino acids.